UAUGUUUAGUGAAAAGGGAACUAAGUUGUUGAUUAUUGACAAUUACAAGUUUGGAUUCCAAAAGAACCUAGCAGAUAACAUACAGAGGUGGAUAUGUACAAAACGAAAAUGUAAAGCAUACAUUAAAUUGAACGGAGAUUGUUUAUGUGAAGAAGUAUUAACACAUAACCACGAAAGUGAAGACGAUGGUAAACUUGUGCGACAAAAAUUGACAAAUUCACUAAAAAGAAAAUGUGACAAACUUAUUACAGAGCGACCAUCUAAAAUUAAACGUAAGGAAAUAGCUUCAAAUAUUCAUAGUGAGUCACUACUUCAAAAUGAUAUUAACAGAGUCCAUAAAUAUUUGAAUGCUGCUAAAUUAAGAACAAUUCCUAAGUUACCUUCUAAUCUUGAAGAACUGCAUAAAAGUGUCAGUGAAUAUUUUAUUAUUUGUAUUUUAUACCUACACCUAGUGAUGACUAUAGUUGACUUCCAAAUCAACGAUUUAAAAUUUUGACAGUCCUAAG
Molecule: messenger RNA, 506 nt
Organism: Sipha flava (yellow sugarcane aphid)
Lineage: Eukaryota; Metazoa; Arthropoda; Insecta; Hemiptera; Aphididae
Exons: 2
Coding region: 2-496 (164 amino acids)
Source: RefSeq, a predicted model, not a curated record